CAGAAGAAAGUCAAAAUUCUGGUCAAAAAUUAAAUUCUCGUUGGAAAUAUAAAUUUUACGUGUUUUCAACCAAAAUUUUCAGUGAAAUAUACCUACUAUAAAUCAUUGCUACUAAAACUGUUAACUGUUAAGCAUAAAUAUUCUAAACUUACCUACAAUAAGAAAUUAUGUCACACUAUCUCAAAAUACCAACUGUAAUCCAGAGUUCAAUAGAUGCUCAUAAAAAAUGGAUGCAGCUGUUAAACGAGGCGGAACACCUAGUAGCCGAGGAUGCAGACCUUCAGAGUAAAGCCGCCAAAGGGUUAUGCUUGAAACAGCGCAACGUACCGCCUGAAAUUCUCGGCCGCCUGUACGCACAGUACUGUGACGUCAUCAACAGGAUGUACGACUCCUACCUCAGCAGCGUACAUUUGCAACGGGCGCCCUACAUCCUUGACAUUGUCACUGUGAUUUGGAAACGAUUAUACGAGCUCCGUAAAGAGCUAGUACACAUCAUAGUAAACGACUAUAUUUACGUGGACGGAGCACUUUUCAUGUUGAAGAAGACACCGUACGAUAUUCAGAUUGUAAUUCCAUACCAUUUCCCCUUGGAAAGCCGCUCUGAAGGUAUGGAACAACUUCUGCAGACCAUGUGGGCAGAGGCUGAGAGACGGAAAAACGAACCAGAGUUGGACCAAACAAAUAGUCAACUGUUGGAAGAAGAUUACUUACACUCCAAGACCGAACGUUCCACGUUUAAAUCUGUAGCACAAGUACCUUUACAAAUGGAAAGCGAGUCAACAAUUAUAGCUGAAGAGUUCAUACAAGCUACCAUCAUCCAGAAACAUGAAAGAUACAGAAAAUUCUUCAUAGAAGACUUCAAGGCCAAAUGUCGAAGAAGAAAACUAUAUUUUACGGAGAAAAGAGAAAAAGAAGCUUCUGAAAAGAUUAUGAUAUGGGCUGCUUUGUUGAUUCAAAGAGUUUACAGAAGUUACAUGAGAUCAAAGAGAGAAAAGGUGUUGAAUUACAAAAGGGAUGUGCUUUUGGGAAUUUUACCAGAUCCAGCCCGAAAAGGACUGGACUUAGAAGAGGCAAAUAAUAAGCUAUAUGAGAGAAGACGUAAGAUAAGAAAGGACAUGAAAGAAAAAUAUAUGAAAGAAAUGGAAAGAGAGAAAAGUAGAUUGAUACUUUUGACGAAGGAUAAUCAAAUCGACGAUAUAACGGAACAUGUCAUGGAGUGGUUCAAGGAAUGGUAUGAAGGCUACGGGUUCUUCCCCCAGUUCCCUUACGAGACAGAGGGCGGUACUGUGAUGGUGAUAAGAGAAGAUUAUCCCUAUAUCGAGGAGAAGAUAGAAGAAGACGAGAAGUUAGCGCAACUCAUGAAGGGGAAGACUAAAGAAAUGUUGAAACAAGAGCAGAAGGCAGCCUUGGAAGAGGCCAAAAUGAGGGAAGAACUAGCCAAGGAGCAGAAGUUAAAGGAGGCAGAAAUGCUGUUCAAGCAGCGUUGCAACCCGCUCGCGGACCCCGGCUACAAGCCACAGCAGUCGCAACAUACGGGCAGUAUAUCAGAGGCUCUCCAAAAAUAUCGCGCAGCCUGGUCAAUCCACGACAGGUUUCCCGACUGGAGUCCAAGCACAGUGUACGGGUACUUGCAGUCUGUACUGACUGAGGAGCUGAUGAGCCAGCUCCAUGUGGAGUGCAGGAGAUAUGUCGACGAACUUAUGAGGUUGGAUUUAAAACUGCUGAUCAAAAUGCAGCAAUUAAUGUACAAGAGAAUUGGGCUGAAGUUUCCAAAACUGAAACCGAGGAAAAUGCCAGCAGUAAAACUGCCAUCAAAACCUUUAGAUAUUACUGAUAGAAUGCUGCAGAAUAUACAGAUUGUGUUUGACUUGAACAUUAUUUCCAAGCCCACCGCCAAGAUAAAGGACAUUUUUGGAGAUCUGAACUACAAAGCGUACGAGCAGAACAUUGCAGAUCCUAACGCAAAAUUUCCACCACCAGCCUACGGAGAUAUCAGACGUCGUUUGACCCUUUCGUGCGUGUUCGGGUCGGGCAUCGAACCUGGUGCCGUCCGCAACAAAUCCGUGAUGCUGCUUGGACCUGAAAGACAUGGGAAAUCCUUUAUGGUCGAUGCUGUAUGUGGGGAACUGAAUGCAGUAAAAAUUGAUAUAAGUCCAGAAGUUACCAGCGCAGUUGUCUCCAGGCCGGCGAAGGUUCUAUCUGAAGUGCUCGUGGCGGCAAGGAUGUUCCAACCAGCUGUCAUCUACAUGAGGAACGUGGAAAGAGUUUUUCUUAAAAAGGUACCUCCGGAAAACAGAUAUCUAAAAGCAAAGAAAUUGAAGCGUCCUCUGACCAAACUUUUAAAACAAAUGUCAGCCGAUGAUAAAAUAAUAUUUAUUGCAACAUGUUCAAAUCCCUUCGGCGCUAGAAGAAAACCAAUGUUAGCGCUGUUCAGUGAAGUGCUGUUAGUGCCAACAACGGACUACGCCAGUUUGCACGGCUUCUUUUUUGAGAAGUUCCAAAGAAUCAGAAGCAUGCCACGCGACUACUGCGUGUCGGCUCUGGCGCAAGUGUUGCAGGGGUAUGGUUUCGGAGUUAUACUGGAGUUGUUCGACAAAAUCAUGACCCCCGAAAGGAUUGUAAGAUUAAAUGUAACACCCCUCUCGCAGUUGGAAUUUCUCGAGUCGUUGAUUGAAGCGGGAAUUGAAGCUAUUACUUCUGAGGAAUAUCAAGAAUAUACAGACUUCUUCAUUGCAAACUCUCCGCUUAGUAAAGAAAGGGAUGAAUACGACGUGAUCAAUAAGUACAGGGCUUCCAUAUACGAAAAAAUAUAUAAGGAUGAGCAGAAGAAACUAAAUGCAUGAAAAUACCUACUAAAAAUUUUAGGUUCACAAAUAAAACUAUG
Maniola jurtina (meadow brown) is the source of this 2884-nucleotide messenger RNA. Its product is annotated as IQ and AAA domain-containing protein 1-like. NCBI's taxonomy places the organism in Eukaryota, Metazoa, Arthropoda, Insecta, Lepidoptera, Nymphalidae. The record is from RefSeq and is a predicted model, not a curated record. Bases 168 to 2843 code for a protein of 891 amino acids. Gene Ontology annotation, molecular function: ATP hydrolysis activity; ATP binding. The transcript has 22 exons.